Cyclopterus lumpus (lumpfish) is the source of this 4364-nucleotide messenger RNA. It is a transcript of the gene lpgat1, whose product is annotated as lysophosphatidylglycerol acyltransferase 1. Lineage: Eukaryota; Metazoa; Chordata; Actinopteri; Perciformes; Cyclopteridae. The record is from RefSeq and is a predicted model, not a curated record. Gene Ontology annotation, molecular function: acyltransferase activity. The transcript is spliced from 8 exons. Gene Ontology annotation, cellular component: endomembrane system. The coding region runs from base 614 to 1732 and encodes 372 amino acids.
GCUUCUUUGAUCUUUUGUGUACGUUGGCGCUGCGUGAAUCGAGGUCUGGAUGAAGAUAACGGGUCCCCGCCAGCCGAGAAACUAAACAUCGCUGUCCUCCGUUCUUCAUGUUCAUAUGUCGUUUACAGUUAGUGUUUGCGUCCGUGUAACCGGCAGCGUUGACUUCAGGCCCGGACCAACCCGCCUCUCGUCCAUAAUCUCAAAUGGGAGCUCAGUAGCUAGCUAACUUGACGACGACGACGAUGAAGAUGAUGAUGGUGCAUCGGUGGAAUUAUCCCGGUAUCUCUGACUGAGAUGGAGCCAACGACGCUCAAGAGGAGCUGCUUGCUAGCUAGCUAGCGAGCUGACGGUGCCCGCCGGGGUACUGUGAGCCCGAGCAGCCCUGGAUCACGAGAGCUAAAUGGGCGCUGCUGCGGUUCAUUGUAACGUUAUCGGACUACGCUUCCAUCCCCGUCCCCGGAUUUGAGAGAGGCCGACCAUGUCGGCUGGCAAAUGAUGCUAACGUAACCGUUUAGGGUUAGCUGCACGUGACACCGUUUAUCUCGUUUCAACAAUUAGACACAUCCCGUCCCCUGGGUGCUUCAGUUACAUUAAUUAGACGGUGUGCAUCAGGAUGGCACAGCUCCUGGACGGAGCCGGCACACUGGGCUGGGUCCUGCUCAAGUCUGUGAUGCGUUUUGCGUUCAUGAUUUUCAACAACUGUGUCGCCAUCCCAUCCUACUGCUUGUACAUGGUGCUUCUCCAGCCGCUCAGAAUAUGGGACAGCUCCACUUUCUGGCACGUUGAAGGAAUCAUGUUCAAAUGGUUGCUGUCCAUGGUGUCUUCAUGGGGCUGGAUCGCAGGUUAUACAGUAACAGAGUGGGGCGACGACGUACGGCCCAUCUCUGAAGAAGAAGCCAUGGUCAUCGUCAACCACCAAUCCACAGGAGAUGUGUGCACCCUCAUGAUGUGCCUGCAAGACAAGGGCAUGGUGAUACAAAAAAUGAUGUGGUUGAUGGACCAUGUGUUCAAAUACACCAACUUUGGCCUAGUGUCCCUGAUUCAUGGGGACUUCUUCAUCAGACAGGGUAAAGCUCACCGAGACAAGCAGCUGAUUUACCUGAAAGAUCAUCUAGAGAAAUACUACCACAGCCGCAACAGGAAGUGGAUAGUGCUGUUCCCAGAGGGUGGCUUCCUGCGCAAGCGGCGGGAAACCAGCCAGCUGUUUGCCAAGAAGCAUUCUCUCCCCCACUUGACCCACGUCACGUUGCCACGUCUCGGGGCCACCCACGUUAUUCUGAAAACCCUAUCAGCCCAGCAGGAGAACGGCAGCGUGGGCAACGAGACAGGGACCACGAACCAGACGGGUAAUAAACGUAAAGGCCUGCAGUGGGUAAUAGACGUGACCAUAGCUUACCCCAAAGCAAGACCCAUGGACAUCCAGACCUGGAUCUUUGGCUACAGACCUCCUACAGUCACACAUGUACACUACAGGAUGUACCCAAUAAAAGAGGUUCCCGUGGAGGCGGAGGCCCUGACUGACUGGCUGUACCAGAGGUUUGUGGAGAAAGAAGAGUUGCUGACCCACUUCUACAACACAGGAUCAUUCCCCUCUCAAGACGGACAGAAGGAGGCGGUUUCCCGGCAGAUGACCCUGGACCCCAUGUGGCUGUGCAUUAUCCAGUCGUUUGCGUUCGCCUCCGGCUACGUUUGGUACAGCGUCCUCCAGUACCUCUACUGCUGUUUAUUUUGAGUGCGCUGAUGAGGCGAGAGUCUUUAUUGGACCACUGGAAAAGCCUCAGGAUCAGUUGGUGUGUGUGGCCCAGUGUCAUACCUGCCCCCUACGAUGGAUGAAUGUACAUUUACAACAGUGGAGAGACUUAACAGGAAUCAAAAAAACAUAUGAAGAACACAAACACACAGAAUGCAAAUACCAAUACAAUAGGAAACUGGUCACAGGAAUAGCUAACUUGCACACAGCCCUAACACCACACACUCACUCCAACGGCCGAGCAGAAUAAUCUCUCGCACUCGUCAAGACACACAUUUCGAUGUUUACACGUCCUCAUACACGUAGACGCUCACAGGUACGUCACUUUUUAUUCGAAGUGAACGAAAUGAGGCUGAGGACUCCUCCAGAGGACGCUCUGGACCGGACUCUCUCUGUUCCCCUCCUAGGCUUUCGCCAUAGUAGUUUUACAGAAUAUAAAGUGUGUAUGGACGCGUGUGUGAGUGAAUAUAUGUGACUAGAAGCAUAAUGUCUGCCCUUACUCUUCCUGGCGAGAGUUGAUGAAGCCUACUGGACCUCUUUCAGCUGCUACUAGCCGGCUGGCCACACCUUCCAGAGCGAGCGGCUGUAUGAACGAUGAGGCUGUGCAGCCCGCUGCUCCUCUGGCCUUCAUUGCACUAAGGAUCCAUACUGCCCUAACUGCUCCCUCUCCCAGGAAAUAUUCCUGUGCGGUAGCUGUCGAUGUUUUCAUUUCUUUGGUUUUCUUCCCUUAACCUGCAUAUCUCCACAACAACGGCCAAUUUAUUUCCCGUUUCUCCCUGUUGAGGCAGUAUUCUGAGCUCACUGAAAAAGGAGGAUGAUGUUUACACUGGCAGCCCUGCUGAAAGCCUAAAGGAAUGGUGGCUAUGACGCAGCUUUUGAUUUAAGGAUUGUUUCUUUGUCGGACGUUGAAGGGAGGAAGAGGAGACAGUGCCGAAGUGCUUAUUUAAAAAAAAAAAAGUAAAAAAAGGGAGGAAGGAAAAAAAAGAUGGCGGCACAUAGAGCAAGAAUUGCAGUCUGGUCACCUAAAGAGUAACUCUCCCGUUGUGGAUUGCCCGGUUUCAUGCUCUGCUCUCUGACAUUCAUACACACACACUUACACAAACAUGUGCACACACGGCCAUGUGCAGCUACACACAGCAGAGUCGACAUCUGUCGUGAAGGAUCAUCUCAGCAAGCCAGACUGAGAAGGCAGAGACUCUAAUUCCCCCAUUGGACUACAUAGUUUUACAAAUAUUUAAGCCAUAUGCUUUGUGUCGUCAAGUGGGAAAAAAAUCUGAUUUCUAUAGAAAGCUACCCUAAUGUUCAGCAUUCUAAAAUGGAGAUUUUGGCUUACAGAACUAUAGGUGUCAUUACUGUACAUUUACAGCAUAACCUGCCUAAGUGAGUGUGUGUGGUUGUCCUACCCCCCCCCCCUCCCUUUUUUGAUAUUUAUGAUUCAUGUCGUGUUGCUCUGUGAUAUCGGAGUGUGGCGGCAAUUUCCCCAGUGGUCAAAUUUUUAUUUCAUUUUUAAAUUACAUGAAACUGUCGUCCUCAUGUCAUGGUAUGUUUAAAUCUUGUACAUAACAAAGCCAAGAAAGAGUUUUCAUUGUUGGAAAUGACGGCAGCGUUUCUCUCUUUUGUUCUGCGAUAACUUCAGAGAAUUUUAGUUAAGAUCAAUGUUUUUAAAAAGAAGAAGAAAGCAAGGAUUUCCCCUUAAUUUCUGUUUUUUAUUUGUUUGUUUGUGUUGAGUCCCUGACAGGAAGUUGUUGCGUGCUUCAAGGCAUUAGAGCUACUGUACGUCCGUGUGCUGGCUGACACAACGUUUGCACAGCGACACAUGGGCCCAGUUCCAAACUUGUACCAUUGUACAUUUUUAACUCAUCAGGAUUUAGUGGAACACCUUGAAUAUCAAGUCUUACCUGAUGUCCUGGUGGACCACAAUCCCAAAUAAUGCUGUUUCUUCACACUUCAAACGUUUGUUUAAAGGACAGCGUCUUGGUGUCGAGCUAAAACUGGGCCAGUGAGGAAGAGAUCGCUCUUCACUUAACGAGGGAAACUCUGGCAGGGCCCUGCAAUGACGCAGCUGUUCUCUCUCAAGUACACUUGUGUAGUGCUUUUGAGGUCCAUUAUAUGUAAUUUGCUUAGCCUGCUUGAAUUAGGAAAAUUAUAGAGGAGCGGCCAUUAUUAUCGUCAUAAACGAAUGCAUAAAAUGUGCAUUUGAGUAGUUCACAUCUCCGUGUGCCACUGUUAGUAGAAACUGUGUGAAAUGGAGAAAAAAAGGGUGACCGACUGGGUAGGAAAAACACGUCUUAAAUCAGGCUGUAAAUGCGAUUCAUCCAGUGGCCCUUUCAGAGUCCCUCCACCGUGAGAGUGACUUGAAAUAAAGUUUAAUUUUUCUUUUUCUCCACUUUUUCACUUCUUUAUUUGAACAUUUAUUUUCUGACCAUGUUUCCAAAGAAGGCAGGGAAAUUAUGUUUUCCUAGAUGUGGUUUUAGGAAAUAAACACAAUAGGGAUUUAAACAAAUUAUAUUAGAGCUGUCUGUAAUUUUCCAUUUUGUACUUCUCCUUUAAUUCCUAGCUACACAGACAUUUUACAACACAAAAGACUUGUGCUGGAAUAAAACAUCAUAAAGAA